Parnassius mnemosyne (clouded apollo) is the source of this 486-nucleotide messenger RNA. Lineage: Eukaryota; Metazoa; Arthropoda; Insecta; Lepidoptera; Papilionidae. The record is from the annotation of a GenBank genome assembly.
AUGGGAUUCAGCACAGUAAAAGCUAUCGUUCUAAAUGUAACUAUUGCCAUUUGGAAAAAUGUAAAAGAUAUUUUUAUGCUAAAACUAAUUAAAGAAAAGUGGAAACAAAUUGCGAAAACGUACAGUGACAAAUGGCAGUUUCCUUAUUGUGUGGGAAGCUUAGAUGGGAAGCAUGUUAUGCUGUUUUGUCCAAAUAAUGCGGGAACGUCAUUCUAUAAUUACAAAGGCCGACAUUCUGUCGUUCUUUUAGCAUUAGUUGACGCUAACUACAAAUUCAUUGCAGUUGAAGUUGGAGCCUUCGGACGUAACAGUGACGGUGGUGUGUUUACUGAGUCAAAACUGGGAACUUCAAUGGCGACUGACACUGCAGAUAUACCAACAGAUACAUCACUGGAAAAUGGUGAUUAUCACGUGCAAGGAGGACAGUCAAAAACGCAUUUGGCAUUUUGGCAGCAAGAUGGCGGAUAUUUCAUACAGAUAUUGUAG